AUGGCUCGUAUUGCACAGCCAUUGCUUAUUCAUCAAAUUAUUCUCUACAUUAAAGGUCAAUCGAAAUUACCUGAUUAUGCUGGUUAUCUAUUUGCUGUUGGUCUUUGCAUUUCUGCAAUUGUACAAGCCAUUAUCAGUCAACAAAUUUUCUUUCGAAAUACACGUAUAGGGAUGCGAGUUCGCAUGGUAUUAUCAUCGAUUAUCUAUAAGCACCUAUUGACCAUUAAUACUGCAGCUGUACACAAUACUACUGUGGCUCAGACAAUUAAUUUAGUAGCAAAUGAUGCUGGUAAAUUUGAAGAAUUAAGUGUUUUAGUGCAUCUUUUAGUUCUAGUACCACUGGAAGCAUUGGUAACGUUUGGUUUCUUAUGGUGGAAUAUUGGUUUACCCACAUCAUUCGGCUAUGCAGUACUAAUUUUAUUAGUACCUAUACAGCUUAUUUUCAGUAGACAAUUCAGCCGAUUCCGAAAGACUACAAUGGUAUGUACAGACAAGCGUGUGCAAACGAUUAAUGAACUAGUUAGCGGAUGCCAAAUAAUUAAAAUGUACAAUUGGGAAAAAGCCAUGGAGCAACGUGUACGUGAAACACGUCAACAUGAACUUUCAAUCAUUUACAAAGCAAGCUAUUUGAGAACUCUUAAUAUUGCUCUUUCCUUCGCAACAUUACCUUUGAUUGCUUUUGCUACAUUCGGUGGUAGUUGGCUAAUUGGCCAAACUUUGCUUCCUGAAAAAGUAUUUGCAACACUAGCCUUCUUCGUCAUGAUUCGAGUUCCAAUAACCGUUACGAUGCCGCAAGCGAUCGAAAGAUUUAGUGAAGCUCGUGUUUCUGCAAGAAGAAUUGAUCAAUUUAUGCAACUCGACAUAUUAUUGAGUCAACGUAAAACAGUGAAAAAUGAAAAUGAAGAUCAUGCAAUCAUAAUGGAAGAUGCAUCAUUUUCUUGGAAAGAAACUUCUUCUUUGUUCUCUCUCAAUCUCAAAAUUAAAAGUGGUAGCUUAGUUGGAGUGAAAGGUGCCAUCGGUGCUGGCAAAUCAACACUACUAACUGCUAUUCUCGGUGAGAUUAAUCUUGUCAGUGGAAAACUACAACUAUAUGUUAAUUCAAUUUCGUAUGUUCCACAAUCAGCAUGGAUAUUUGCUGAUACUAUUCGAGCUAAUAUUCUUCUUGGCAAACCAAUGGAUGAAGAACGUUACAAGAAUGUAAUAAAAGCAUGUUGUCUUGAUAUUGAUCUACAAAAUUUUGGUACAGUCGGUGAUUUAUUGAUGAUUGGUGAUAAAGGUGUCAAUUUAAGUGGAGGACAAAAGGCUCGAAUAUCACUCGCUCGUGCACUUUAUACUGAUGCUGACUUAUAUUUAUUCGAUGAUCCACUUGCUGCCGUUGAUCCAAAGGUGGCAAAGAAUAUUUUUGAUCAAUGCAUUGGUCCUUAUAGUCUCCUUCGUGGAAAGACUCGAAUAUUGGUUACACAUCAAACUCAUUUUUUAGUUGAAACAGAUCAAAUGAUCAUCAUGACAAAUGGUCACAUCGAUACAUUUUCUGUUGAACAACGAAGUGCAAUUGAGCUAAAAAAUGAUACAUCAGAAGAAACAGAUUCAUCUAACGAUAAUGAAACAGAUUGGACCGUGAAUACUUCUAUAAUUGAUAUGAAUUCAAUUGUAAAAUGUGAGACAUCAGUCGACGGUGCCAUCAAAUGGAAUGUUUGGCUCAAGUUGUUUACUUCGCCACCCUUACGUUGGUUUGGCUUCUUUCUUAUGAUUAUUUUUAUGCUUACUAAUGAAGCUCUGUACGAUUUUACAAAUCGCUGGCUGGCUCUGUGGUCUGGUAAAAAUAAAAACGAACAACAAUCAUUAUUUUAUAUUUACAUCUAUCUUGGAAGCGUACUUUCUAUAUUAAUCGUUGCAUUAAUACGUGUCGGCAUCAUCUUCUAUAUUAUGCUGCAUGGUUCGACCUAUUUUCAUAAUCAAAUGCUCAAAGGUAUCUUGCAUACUUCGUUACGUUUCUUUGAAAGUAAUCCAAGUGGACGAAUAUUGAAUCGAGCGAGUAAAGAUCAACAAAUAUUAGAUGAAUCGUUACCUCUAGCUUUAAUUGAUACUAUGCAAUAUUUACUAAUGACUCUUGGUUCUAUUACAAUCAUUGGAAUGACUAACCCAUGGGUACUUUUAAUUCUCAUUCCUUUGAUUCCUUCAGUUUUGUGGCUUCGUCAAUUUUACAUUCGUUCAAGUCGCCAACUCAAACGAUUUGAAAGUGCAACGCGUAGCCCUAUUUAUACAUUGUUUUCAUCUUCAUUAGACGGACUCACUAGUAUUCGUGCGUUUAGAGUUCAAGAGGGUUUUUUAAAUAUGUUCAUGGAAAGAAUCGAUACAAAUUCAAGAGCUUUCUUCACUUUCUUUGCCACUACAUUUUGGUUUGGUUUACGUCUUGAUAUUAUGAUAUCCUUACUCACUUUUGUUACUGCUACUCUUUCAGUAGUAUUACGCCAUCAAAUAGACCCAUCGACAGCAGCACUUAGUAUCAGCUAUUGUAUCACUUUAACAGGUCUCUUUCAAUGGGGUAUACGGCAAUCAGCUGCAGCUGAAAAUUUCAUGACCAGUGCAGAACGUAUUCAUGAAUAUGGUCAACUAAUUCCCGAAAGCCAUCGAAACAAUAAUGAAAAUGAUUUUCUCAUUCAACCAGUAAAUGAUUGGCCCUCUCGUGGUAUUAUUGAAUUUAAAGAUUACACUUUCCGCUAUCGACAAGAGCUUGAUCCUGUACUUAAAAAUCUUAAUCUACGAAUAGAGUCGAAGGAAAAGAUUGGAGUUAUCGGUAGAACAGGUGCCGGAAAGUCAUCACUUCUUCAAGCUCUCUUUCGACUUGUUGAUCAAUCAACAAUCAGUGGAAACAUUCUCAUCGACGAUAUCGAUAUUGGACAUCUUUCACUUGAUUAUCUUCGUUCUCAUUUAAGUGUUAUUCCACAAGUACCCAUACUAUUCUGUGGUACACUUCGAUACAAUAUUGAUCCAUUUAAACAAUUUUCAGAUGAAGAAUGUCUUCAAGCACUUGAAGCCGUUCAACUCAAACAAUUGGUGCGCAACCACCCUGAUGGACUGCACCUACUAGUAGCUGAAAUGGGUACUAAUUUGAGUGCUGGCGAACGUCAACUAAUUUGUGUAGCUCGAGCCAUUUUGAAGAAGAGCCGCAUAUUAUUGGUUGAUGAGGCUACAGCAAAUGUUGACCAUGCUACCGAUAGGAUAAUUCAAGACGUACUUGCUGACAAGUUUCAUGAUUGCACAAUAUUAACGAUUGCACAUCGAUUGAAUACAGUAGUCAAUAGUGAUCGUAUUCUCAUGUUACAACAAGGAGAGGUUGCCUACUUCGAUGUGACUAAUAAUAUCAGUCUAAAUUAA
This is a messenger RNA of Rotaria sp. Silwood2, 3378 nucleotides long. The record is from the annotation of a GenBank genome assembly. NCBI's taxonomy places the organism in Eukaryota, Metazoa, Rotifera, Eurotatoria, Philodinida, Philodinidae.